Molecule: messenger RNA, 1437 nt
Organism: Quercus robur (English oak)
Lineage: Eukaryota; Viridiplantae; Streptophyta; Magnoliopsida; Fagales; Fagaceae
Product: probable CCR4-associated factor 1 homolog 7
Exons: 3
Coding region: 392-1216 (274 amino acids)
Cellular component (GO): CCR4-NOT core complex; P-body; CCR4-NOT complex
Molecular function (GO): poly(A)-specific ribonuclease activity; nucleic acid binding
Source: RefSeq, a predicted model, not a curated record
CACCACAAGACGCACAGCACACCACAGACCACACCCCCAGUAAAAGGUCUCCAACCCCAUUUUCCCCUCUCUCUGGUUCGUUGACCUAGAGAGUUCGCUGCCCACCACCCCCACCCAUAUUAUCAUCACUUCCUCUACCAACUUCUAGAUCUGUUUUUUCCAAACCCCAUCUUUCACUUUUCCAAGAUCUAGUGGAACCGCCAAAAACGCUGUCGUUUUUGGAGACUCUGAUUUGCAAGUAACCAAACCCAGUUCAGAUCUGUCUGAAGCAAAAAACGCUGUCGUUUUUUUGCAAAGCUUUGAACUUAGGCAAAAGAACAAAACUUUUUGUGUUUUCAGAUCUGGGUUUGAUUGUAUUUCCCAUCCUGUUGCCUGAAUUGAAACAUUGGAAAUGUCGAUUUUACCGAAAGGGGAUUCGAUUCAAAUCAGGGAGGUUUGGAAUGAUAAUUUGGAAGAAGAGUUUUCUCUGAUCCGUGAAGUGGUCGACAAUUAUAAUUUUAUUGCUAUGGAUACUGAGUUUCCUGGCGUGGUUCUUCGACCUGUCGGGACUUUUAAGAAUAUUAAUGACUAUAAUUAUCAAACUUUGAAAGACAAUGUGGACAUGUUGAAGUUGAUCCAAUUGGGUCUCACUUUCUCUGAUGAAAAUGGGAAUCUUCCCACUUGCGGGACUGACAAGUUUUGCAUCUGGCAAUUCAAUUUCCGCGAGUUUAAUAUAAGUGAGGAUAUCUUCGCCAGUGAUUCAAUUGAGUUGUUGCACCAGUGUGGGAUUGAUUUCAAGAAGAAUAAUGAGAAGGGGAUCGAUGUAAAUCGGUUUGGUGAGCUUUUGAUGUCGUCGGGGAUUGUGUUGAACGAUGGUGUGCAAUGGGUUACUUUCCAUAGUGGGUAUGAUUUCGGGUACUUGCUUAAGCUGUUGACAUGCCGGAGUCUGCCUGAUACGCAAGCGGGGUUCUUUGAUUUGAUCAAUAUGUAUUUCCCCACGGUGUAUGAUAUCAAGCAUUUGAUGAAGUUUUGCAACAGCCUUCAUGGUGGGUUGAACAAGCUUGCAGAGUUGUUGGACGUGGAGAGAGUUGGUGUGUGUCAUCAAGCAGGUUCUGAUAGUUUGCUGACAGCUUCUACGUUUAGGAAGUUGAGGGAAACCUUCUUCAGUGGAUCUACAGAGAAAUACGCUGGUGUUUUAUAUGGUCUUGGUGUCGAGAAUGGACAGAGUACUAAUUGAAAGGAAAUAAUUGGGGAUAAGAAAGAUUGAUGAAUAUUUGUAGACUACUUAAGUGUGAGACUAUCAGUUCUCUUUGUAAACUGGCAAAAAAUUGUCAAUUUAGUCGUAACUUUGUCUUCUUUGCUUGCUUUGUAACUGAAACCUUAACCGGUUUUUGUAGCUUGAGUUGCGUGUACAUUGUUGCAGUUAGACUUUGAAUAAAAACUUAUGAUGGUUAUUUA